This is a messenger RNA of Daucus carota subsp. sativus, 1611 nucleotides long. RefSeq names its product polyadenylate-binding protein RBP45. The transcript has 7 exons. The coding region runs from base 89 to 1294 and encodes 401 amino acids. Gene Ontology annotation, cellular component: cytosol. NCBI's taxonomy places the organism in Eukaryota, Viridiplantae, Streptophyta, Magnoliopsida, Apiales, Apiaceae. Gene Ontology annotation, molecular function: mRNA binding. The record is from RefSeq and is a predicted model, not a curated record.
CCAGACGUUAUCUCUCUCUCUCUCUCUCUAUCGGGCUGUCUCUCUCUCCUAGGGUUUGUAGAAAGGCGAAGAAGGGGCAGCAAGUGCAAUGGAUCCAGCUCAAUACCAACAACAGCAACAAUGGUACCUUCAACAGCAACAACAGCAGCAAUCUCUUUAUCAGCAGCCCCCGCAGUACCAGCAGCCUCCCCCGCCGGCGAUGUAUUAUCCUCAGGCAGCCGUUCCUCCUCAGGCAGCCGUUCCUCCUCCUCAGCAGCAGCCAGCUGGUGGGAAUGAGAUACGUACGCUUUGGAUUGGGGAUCUUCAGUAUUUUAUGGAUGAGAAUUAUCUCCUGAGCUGUUUUGCUCACUCUGGCGAGGUUGUUUCUGCAAAAGUUAUCCGUAAUAAGUCAACUAAUCAGUCAGAUGGCUAUGGCUUCAUUGAAUUCGUGAGUCGUGAUGCUGCUGAGAGGAAUUUACAAACAUAUAACGGCACACUGAUGCCAAAUGUUCAGCAAAAUUUUAGGCUAAACUGGGCAUCUCUUGGGGCCGGGGAGAAGCGUGCUGAUGACGGUGUUGCCUAUACCAUAUUUGUUGGAGAUUUGGCUGCUGAUGUUUCAGACUACACUCUUCAAGAGACCUUUAGGGUACAUUAUCCAUCAGUUAAGGGUGCCAAGGUUGUAACUGAUAGGGAGACAUCACGCUCAAAAGGUUAUGGGUUUGUCAAGUUUGGGGAUGAAAGCGAACAAUUACGAGCAAUGACCGAGAUGAAUGGUAGUAUGUGUUCAAGUAGGCCCAUGCGUAUUGGCCCGGCUUCUAACAAGAAGAGCGUGGAUGCUCCACAAUACCCAAAAGCCACAUAUCAAAAUAAUCAAGGAGCACAAAGUGAGGAUGAUCCAACUAACACCACUAUUUUUGUUGGUGGUUUAGAUUCUAGUGUGUCAGAGGAAUAUCUCACAGAAGUGUUCAGCACCUGCGGGCAAGUGGUUCAUGUGAAGAUUCCUGUAGGCAAACGAUGUGGAUUUGUUCAGUAUGCUGACAGGUCUUGUGCUGAGGAAGCAUUGAAUAGAUUGAAUGGAAGUCAGUUGGGUGGACAGAGUGUUAGGCUUUCCUGGGGCCGUACUCCUUCAAACAGACAGCCUCAGGUAGAUACCAACCAGGGAAAUGGUGGUAGUGGUGGGUAUUAUGGUUAUGGACAGGGUUACGAAACUUAUGGGUAUGCCCCACCCGCCCAAGCUCCUAGUCUUUAUUAUGGUGGCUACCCUGGCUAUGGGAACUACCCCCAAAACCAGCAGCAGCCGCAGCAACCUCAGUGAUUUGCCGGGUCAAUGACAAUGCAAGAAUAUAGUGCGAGGAUUGUUCAAAUUGGGGUGUGCAGAUAUUCGUAGCAAGAAGUGCAUUCACAGCUACUUUAUUUGUUCUACAAUUUGAAAACCGGUGUUUAUUUCUGUUCUUUAGUGGGAUGAUACCAAACUUUUUCUUAUGUAUUACUUAAGUUGCUUGUUUUACUUCACUCACAGAUGGUUCCCCCAUUCCCUUUUCUAUCAGGUAAGAGGAUAGGGGAAUUGAUGAGGGACCUGUGAUCUUGACAUUAUACUUUUAAUUGUUAUGACUAAGAUUGUUAUUUCGAAUA